Messenger RNA from Prorocentrum cordatum, 1182 nucleotides. The record is from the annotation of a GenBank genome assembly. NCBI's taxonomy places the organism in Eukaryota, Dinophyceae, Prorocentrales, Prorocentraceae.
AUGCACGAGGGCCUACGAGGCGACCAUGGGCGCCAAACUCGGGCUCGGCUGCUGUUCACGACUGGGGGGGCCAUUCAGCCACAUCAGGCGGUGGAUAAGGUGGGGGAUACCGUUGCCGAGGCCGAGUGUUUCGACAUCGCGGAGGUUAUGCAGGCGCACCCGGGCUUCGGAGACGCUCUCAAGAACGCGGAGAGCGCCGCGAAGUACUUCGAGCCGAGCAAGUCAAGCCUGGGGAUGGAGGACCUGGAUGCACAUAUCAUGGAGGCAGUGAAGCUCCCGUUCGUUCCAGACGAGCAGGGCUGGGAGCAUAGCGACAAGUACGUGCCUGAGCGGGCGCUCGCGGUCCGCGACAUCGGCGUGCCCGAGAGCCGCGACCUGCGCGCGGCGGCGGGCACAUUGGCGGCGGCGUUCCAGAAGGACCACUGCGACUUGGACUUCGGCUCGAAGGCCAAGGGCGCGUUCUUGCCGCGCGCCGCGUUCUCCCAGAUCGAGGCCAAGCAGAACCGCGACAAGAACGACAGCUCCGCUGCUGCCGAGGCCGGGGCAGCGCCGUGGAAGCUCGGAAUGCCUUCGGCGAUGAUCUUCCUCUGUGACAUGAUGUGGCGCGACGGCGAGGAGCAGGUCCACCGCGCCUGCGGCCUGCUCGGGGUGCUCAACGCCGCGUCCGAGAGUUUCCGCGGCGACGGCGACGCCCCCGAGACCGAGAAGGAGACGCCGCGUGCGGACUUCAAUUUGGAGCCGCGCGCGCAGGAGUCCGCGUUUUUCGACAGCGACGUGGCCAGGCGCAUCUUGCUGAAGGGCGCCGCGGUGAGGGAUCGCCCCGACGACCAGUUCGAAGCCUCGUCUCGCGCAGCGCGGUCGCUCUUCUCCAAGCAGGAGCUGGGCACGGAGGACAAGUUCAGCGCGCGCUCCUUCCGCGCCGCGGAGAUGCGGCGCCCCGAAGUGAUUGGGAAAUUCGACGAGGAGCUGGGCGCGCUCGCGUUCCACGUGCCCGCCGACGGGGGGGCGGCGCCCUCGGGUUACGCCGAUGCGCUCGCUGGCUUCGCGAACAUCAAAGCCGGGGAACCGAUCGAGAAGGUGGGGGCCCAGAAGCUCGAGACCCGCUGCGGGAACAAGCGCAGCGCCGCCGGCGGAGAAGAGCGCACCUCGGGCGCGAAGGAGCAGGAGGUCGGCGGCGAUUGA